Sarcophilus harrisii (Tasmanian devil) is the source of this 2880-nucleotide messenger RNA. RefSeq names its product anaphase promoting complex subunit 5 (gene ANAPC5). The coding region runs from base 692 to 2749 and encodes 685 amino acids. Gene Ontology annotation, cellular component: anaphase-promoting complex. Lineage: Eukaryota; Metazoa; Chordata; Mammalia; Dasyuromorphia; Dasyuridae. The record is from RefSeq and is a predicted model, not a curated record. Gene Ontology annotation, biological process: protein K11-linked ubiquitination; anaphase-promoting complex-dependent catabolic process; positive regulation of mitotic metaphase/anaphase transition. The transcript has 17 exons. Gene Ontology annotation, molecular function: protein binding.
CCGCGGGGGGUCCGGGCCUAGCCGGGCCCGGCCCCGCCCGCCCACGUGCAGCCCCGCGGGAGGCCGGAGGCCGGGGGGGGAGGAGCCGGCUCGUCAGCCUGGGGAGAGCCCCCGGGCCCUCGGCCCCAAGGCUGGAGCGCGCCUGCGCGGCGGCCCGCCCGAGCGUGUGCAAGCGUUUCUAAAGCACCUACUAAGUGCCGGGCACCGUGCCGAGCGCUGGGGUCCCCGAAAAGGCCAAGAGCCCUGUCCUCCAGGGCUUCCGGUCAGAAGGGAGGCAGAGAUGUAACUAACCCUUGGGAAGCACCCAGUAAGCGCCAGGCACUGUGCUUCUCGCUGGGACGCGGAGAGAGACGGCUUCCGGUCCCACGGGAAAAAGGGAGGGAAACAAGCAUUUGUCAAACGCUGACUUGUGCGCCAGGAGCAGCGCUGAAUGCUAGGGUUGUGAGGAAAGACAAGCAGCCUCUGCCCUCGAGGAGCUUCCGGCCUUUACAAUUAAAAAAAAUGUUGUUGCAGCUUGCAGUCUGGGGAAAGGAGGAAGGAGAGCGGAGUGUGUGGAGCACCCGCCAAGCCCUCCGCGAGCUUGCAGUCUGACCAGGGAGACCCGUGGCAGCUCGGUACAGGGAGGCAGUGACCAAAACCAAGGGAUUUUCCUCCGAGGCCGGAUUUUAGCUGGUAUAGGAAGGGGCCUGAUAUGACGCUGACUCGGCUACACAAGGCAAUUGAUGAGUCCUGUCCACAGUUGGCAAAUUCGGUUCAAAUCAGAAUCAAGCUGAUGGCUGAAGGGGAGCUGAAGGACAUGGAACAGUUCUUUGAUGACCUUUCUGAUUCCUUUUCUGGAACUGACCCCGAGGUUCACAAGACAAGUGUCGUAGGUUUAUUUCUGCGCCACAUGAUCUUGGCCUACAAUAAGCUUUCUUUCAGUCAGGUGUACAAGUUGUACACGGCCCUGCAGGAGUACUUCCAAAAUGCAGGGAAAAAAGCGGCUGUGGAAGAGGCAGACAUGGACCUGACCAGCCCCGAGGGGCAGCUUGUGGGUGUGAUGGAAAGGGAAGAUCUGGAUGUGCCUUCAAGAGAGGAGGAGAUCUCUUGCAGUGGGCCUCUUUCCCAGAAGCAAGCGGAAUAUUUUCUUUCCCAACAGGCAUCUUUAUUAAAGAAUGAUGAGACGAAAGCACUCACUCCGGCUUCUUUACAGAAAGAAUUGAAUAACUUGUUGAAAUUUAAUCCUGAUUUUGCCGAAGCGCAUUACUUAAGCUACUUAAACAGUCUUCGGGUCCAAGAUGUUUUCAGUUCUACACACAGUCUUCUCCAUUAUUUUGACCGCCUGAUUCUCACGGGAGCUGAGAGCAAAAGUAAUGGGGACGAAGGUUAUGGGCGGAGCUUGAGAUAUGCUGCCCUCAAUCUGGCUGCCUUGCACUGCCGAUUUGGACACUACCAACAGGCGGAGCUCGCCCUGCAGGAAGCGAUCAGGAUUGCCCAGGAGUCCAACGACCACGUGUGUCUGCAGCACUGCUUGAGCUGGCUUUAUAUCUUGGAGCAGAAGAGAUCAGAUAGCUGUGUUCUGUUGGAACAUUCAGUGAAGAAAGCCGUGCAUUUUGGGCUACCGUAUUUAGCGUCCCUUGGGAUCCAGGCUUUGGUCCAGCAAAGAGCUUUUGCUGGGAAGACAGCAAGCAAGCUGAUGGAUGCCCUGAAGGACUCGGACCUUCUGCACUGGAAGCACAGCCUGGCGGAGCUCGUUGACAUCAGUCUGGCCCAGAAGACAGCUGUAUGGAGGCUCUAUGGGCGCAGCACCAUGGCUCUCCAGCAGGCCCAGACUCUGCUUAGCAUGAACAGCCUGGAGGCCUUGAACCUGGGUGUGCAGCAGAGCAACACCGAAUCGUUUGCAGUGGUGCUGUGUCACUUGGCCGAGCUUCAUGCUGAGCAGGGCUGUUUGGCUGCUGCUUCUGAAGUACUGGAGCACUUAAAAGAAAGGUUCCCGCCCAACAGUCAGCACGCACAGUUGUGGAUGCUCUGUGAGCAGAAAAUACAGUUUGGAAGAGCUAUGAAUGAUGGUAAAUACCACGUGGCAGAUUCUCUUGUAACAGGAAUCACGGCCCUUAACAGCCUAGAGGGAGCCUACAGGAAGGCGAUUGUCUUACAAGCCCAGAACCAGAUGUCGGAGGCUCAUAAGCUUCUCCAGAAGUUGUUGGUUCAGUGUCAGAAGUUGAAGAACACAGAAAUGGUGAUUAGCGUUCUGCUGGCCGUGGCGGAGCUGUACUGGAGGUCUUCUUGCCACACCAUCGCCCUGCCCGUCCUACUGCAGGCCUUGGCUCUGUCCAGGGAGUACCGGCUCCAGUACCUGGCCUCAGAGACUGUGCUGAGCUUGGCUUUCUCCCAGCUUAUCCUUGGAAUUCCUGAGCAGGCCUUGAACAUUCUCCAUAUGGCCAUUGAGCCCAUCUUGGCAGAUGGGGCUGUGCUGGACAAAGGGCGUGCUAUGUUUCUGGUGGCCAAGUGCCAGGUUGCUUCUGCUGCUUCCUACGAUCCCCAGAAGAAAGUAGAAGCUUUGGAGUCAGCCAUCCUGAACCUCAACGAAGCCAAGAGUUACUUUGCAAAAGUGGACUGCAAAGAGCAAAUCAGAGACGUUCUUUACUUCCAGGCGAGGCUCUACCACAUGCUGGGGAAGGCCCAGGAGAGGAACAGAUGUGCCAUGCUCUUCCGUCAGUUACAUCAGGAGCUUCCGGCUCAUGGGGUGCCUUUAGUCAACCACCUCUAGCCCAAGGACAGCCGAUGCUGGCCUUGUGGCGAAUGUUUUCUUCUCCUCACCUUUAAAUGAUGUAUUCUUUUGUGCGAUCAUUUGUGUAUUAUUGGAAUCCCCUUAUCAAUAAAAAGACUGCCUUCAGUUUA